AUGGAUAGGGAACAUGUCAUAGAAGAUUAUUAUAUGACUGAUGAGCUUGAUAAUGGGACAGAUGAAAAUAGUUGUAAUGGAAGGCCUAUAGUGAUUAGGUUCAAUGGAGAGGAAACACUUAGAAGGGGUUUCACAUUCAAGGUGGGAAUGGAAUUUUCAUCUCUGAAGCAAUUUAAGAAAUCUAUACUAGAACACGAUGUGUUGAAUGGUAGGGAGGUAAAAUUUGUCAAAAAUGAUAGGAAUAUGUAUAGUUUUUUUUGUAAGGACAAAAAGCAUUGUAACUACACUGUGCUAUGCGGCAUAGUUUUAAGAACUACAACAUUUAAGAUUAAAACUUUGUUUCAGAAACACAAAUAUGAAAGAAAUUUUUUCAACAAGAAUGCCAAUGCUGAUUGGAUUACUAGAAUGAUUGAAGAAAAGUUGAAGAACAAUACAAAUAGCUAG
This is a messenger RNA of Lathyrus sativus (Indian pea), 444 nucleotides long. The record is from the annotation of a GenBank genome assembly. NCBI's taxonomy places the organism in Eukaryota, Viridiplantae, Streptophyta, Magnoliopsida, Fabales, Fabaceae.